AUGGAACAUGCACUCGGUAUACCUGAAAUCAGGCAGUACAUCUGCUCCCAAGUCGAUGAAAAGCCUACACUAGCCGCCCUGGCCCGAACCUGUAUCGCAUUCAAAGACCUGUCUCUGGAGAUGCUAUGGUCCGGACGCGUCAGCAGUAUCUCAUUUGGUGAACUUUGGCGCGCCCUUCCAAAUCUCUUUGUGACUGACGAGGCCUCGGGAGAAAUCGUUGAUGUCAGUAUACGUUCUUCACAAGACUGGAACCGGCUCCAUGCCUUUACGCACAAGAUCCGUUGCCUCUCAUUCUAUGAAGGCUCGUACUCUGUCAGCGAUGUGGCCCUCAACAAGCUAAUCAGCCCUCCAUCAAGUCUUGAGAGGCUUUUUCCACGACUUCGCAUUCUCGAUGUCGACGGGGAAGCCCCAGAUCUCGUUCGCACAUAUCUCAGGUUCCUUUCUGCCCAUCUUCGCCAUUUCAUGCUGGUUAGCACGCCCCAGUCCUGCCAUAUUCCUACGCGGAUCCUGCCAAUCAUGUGCCCACAACUUCAGGUCCUCGACGUGUCUAACGUAGGCUGGCCAGACAGGCGGGGAUCAACCUUGGUCAAGGAGGUCUCCGCCGCUGUCGUUCAGCUUCCGUUCCUUACGACUUUGCGGUGCCCCGAUCUGACACCGACAGCACUUCUCUUCAUCUCUCGUCUCCACGAUCUACGCGAACUCCAGCUGACAAAUAUGCACCAAACACCCGUGGGUGCGACAGGAGAAACGGAAACGACAAGAUUGACGUUCAACGCGAUCGAAGAGAUAGGCCUACAUCCGUUUGACAUACAUUCGGCCAUGGUUUUCUUACGUCGGCUGGAUACCCGUCCGCGAACUCUGGAGAUAAAAGAGGCUAGUCUCCCCUACGAAGAUCUCGUUCUAGUCAAGGAGCUGUUCGCUUUGCUAGGGCAAAUGACGCGGCGACAGUACGACUUAGAGGAGUUGUGUCUUCACGGACGGAUUAUCUGGCCCGUGUGCUACCCCUCCCCACAAUCGACCAACCCGAACACGCUCUGGAACAUAGAUCUCUUCCGACAGCUGGCGCACUAUCGUGAACUACGUCGCCUCUCUCUGUGGAUUCCAUUUGAUAUCGAGCUUUCUCAGGCGAAUGUCAAAGAACUGGCUCAUGGCUUCCCCAAGCUAGAGGUCCUUGAAUUCAGCACUUUAUCAUACUCCACCAUUACGGCAGAUGAUUUGAUCGGUAUAUCUGACGCAUGUCCAAAGCUGACGACCAUCAACGUCCCCAUCCACAGCUGGCCUUCCGAAUUCAACAGGAAACUGGCAGCUACGGAUAGCUUCAGAACCCAGUCUCACGUUUUGUCUGUGAAGCUCACCACCUCGUUCCUUUCAGACACAGACAGGCUCACCCAGACGCUGUCUGCUUUCUUCCCCUUUAUCCGAAAACUCGACCUCCACGAUAUUGAAAAUGGCAUAUGCGAAGAACCCACCCCUAUAACAGCUACUACAAUCGUCCCACUCAUGCGUCUCAGCCAGUUGACAUCAUUGAGCUUAGCCCUGAGGCACCGUCGCAUGGAACUCAGCGAAGCGGACGUUCUGGACCUGGCAAAGGCAUUGCCCCACCUCACCUCCCUUUCUCUCUUCGGUUCCAUCUCUACCGGCUACGAAGGAUUCUCGUUAAGCCUCGGUAACGUUUUGCGGCUUACAGACCUCUGCCCAAAUCUAUCCGAUCUUGCCACCCCCUUUCGGGCAUAUCUGUACGACCGCUCCAUCAGCCGAAAUCGCUUUGAGGCGCUACGGGUAUCUCCUCGGAACCAUGCACUCAACAGUCUCCGCCUCGUAAUCUUCUCCAAACCCGGCAACGCAUAUCUAGUAGACCUAGUUAUCAUCCUAGCUGCCGCUUUUGCGCGCCUCGAAACCUUGAGGUUGGAGAUGCCGCUGAGGAGUCCACCACCUGGAAGGAGUAUACGUCUUUCGGACGCUGUUAAGAAGUUGAGGAAGGUGGUCGAUCUCGGGGACAUUGGAAGAGCGGGAUUUGGCGAGUUACAGCUAACUGUCGCAGGUAUGCUCAAAGACUCUAGUCUUUAUUGA
Coniophora puteana RWD-64-598 SS2 is the source of this 2070-nucleotide messenger RNA. RefSeq lists its product as uncharacterized. The record is from RefSeq and is a predicted model, not a curated record. Lineage: Eukaryota; Fungi; Basidiomycota; Agaricomycetes; Boletales; Coniophoraceae. The transcript has 2 exons. The coding region runs from base 1 to 2070 and encodes 689 amino acids.